Messenger RNA from Carya illinoinensis, 579 nucleotides. RefSeq lists its product as uncharacterized. The record is from RefSeq and is a predicted model, not a curated record. The coding region runs from base 1 to 579 and encodes 192 amino acids. The transcript is spliced from 3 exons. Lineage: Eukaryota; Viridiplantae; Streptophyta; Magnoliopsida; Fagales; Juglandaceae.
AUGUGCAAUGGGAAAUUCUUUAGCAAGGAACCUGAUGAAGCACUAUCAUUUUUUGAUUAUCUUGCCAAGAGUGCACAACAGUGGAACACUCGUACUGAUCGAGUGCCGUUAAUAGCACAGCCACUAAGGGCUAUUUCUGGAAGGGGCAAAUAUGAGUUGAAAAAGGACACUAAUGUUCAAGCUCAAAUAGCUGCAUUAACUAGAAGACUGGAGACUCAAGCCACCACAAACAAUUACAACAUUCAGGCCAUAAAUGAGUUGCGUGUCUCUACUAUUCACCAAACGCCUAUCAUCCUUGGACGCCCAUUCUUUGCUGCUUUGAAUGCACUUAUCAAUUGUCGAAGUGGAGUACUGAAGCUCACUUUCGGGAAUAUGAUAUUGGAGAUGAAUGUGUUCAACGCUUGCAAGAUGCCUAGUGGAUGUGAUGAUUCAGAUGUGCAUGUUGUUGAUAUGGUUUAUGAUUUUGAUGUUUUGGAGUUGUUAUCAGUAUUUGAUUCCAACAGUGCAUAUGAGGAUGGCUUUGCUAAGCAGUCUGAGGCUCUUGUUGAGACAAUUCCUACAUCAUUAGAGUUGACAUAA